CCUCAUCGGCGGCUACCGCCGUCACCGCCGAGGGACCGAGGGCGAAGACUAGCGACUCGCUAUAGUCUAGUUGGACUCAACGCUAUACGAUCUGAUUUUGGAUUUUGGACUCACAGAGGGAGGCUCAGCGUUAUUUCCCGGCAUAGACGAAUGAACCCGAGUAGGUAUUUAUUUAAAACCGCGUUCGAAAAGCGUCAUGCACACCGUUUCAUGGUUUUUCUUUUUGUUUUGGUAGACGAAGGAGGUCAAGCCGACCGAUGCGGAGUCGGUAGGAGGAGGAGUGGCAAGGAGACGUCGGGCUCGGUUACGCGGGUAUACGACCACACUAAUGACACCCACACAUGCGGCGAUGACACGGCUGGACUUCUAUAAACCGUUUUAGAGCUUCCUAUUUUAUGUAAUAGGCUCCAUAUACUCGAAUUCAAUCCUUAGAGAGCAU
Durotheca rogersii is the source of this 439-nucleotide messenger RNA. RefSeq lists its product as uncharacterized. Bases 151 to 372 code for a protein of 73 amino acids. The transcript has a single exon. The record is from RefSeq and is a predicted model, not a curated record. Lineage: Eukaryota; Fungi; Ascomycota; Sordariomycetes; Xylariales; Xylariaceae.